AUGACAUUCUGUUCAUAUCUAUCUAUCUAUCUAUCUUAUUCUGUUCAUAUCUAUCUAUCUCUCCUCAUUCUAUUCAUAUCUAUCUUAUUCUGUUCAUAUCAAUAUAUCUCAUUCUGUACAUAUCUAUCUCACUCUGUUCAUAUCUAUCUAUCUAUCUAUCUAUCUAUCAAUCUAUCUAUUUCAUUAUUUUUAUAUCUAUUUAUCUAUCUGUCUAUCUAUCUAUCUAUCUAUCUAUCUGAGUGUUCUAUCUAUCUAUCUAUUUAUCUAUCUAUCUAUCUAUCUAUCUAUCUAUCUAUCUAUCUAUCCCAUAUUUUCAUAUCUAUCUAUCUAUCUAUCUAUCUAUCUAUCUAUCUAUCUAUCUAUCGUAUUCUGUUCAUAUCUAUAUAUCUCAUUCUGUACAUAUCUAUCUCUCUCUCUCUCUGUUCAUAUAUCUAUCUAUCUAUCUAUCUAUCUAUCUAUCUAUCUCACUCUGUUCAUAUCUAUCUAUCAACGUAA
Molecule: messenger RNA, 495 nt
Organism: Acanthosepion pharaonis
Lineage: Eukaryota; Metazoa; Mollusca; Cephalopoda; Sepiida; Sepiidae
Source: the annotation of a GenBank genome assembly